This is a messenger RNA of Chinchilla lanigera (long-tailed chinchilla), 1400 nucleotides long. RefSeq names its product putative alpha-1-antitrypsin-related protein. The record is from RefSeq and is a predicted model, not a curated record. The transcript is spliced from 4 exons. Bases 1 to 1326 code for a protein of 441 amino acids. NCBI's taxonomy places the organism in Eukaryota, Metazoa, Chordata, Mammalia, Rodentia, Chinchillidae. Gene Ontology annotation, molecular function: serine-type endopeptidase inhibitor activity. Gene Ontology annotation, biological process: negative regulation of endopeptidase activity.
AUGUCAUCCUGUAUCUCUAGAGGCCUCCUCAUACUAGCUGGCUUGUGUUCCCUCGUUCCUGGCUCCCAGGCUGAAGAUCCUGAAGAAAUGGAUGCAUCUGUUCAUGACCACGAGCUCCAUCAAUACCUAUUCUGCCAUAAUAUCUUCUACAAUGUUGUUGAUUUCGCCUUUAACUUGUACCGGGAGUCAGCCAGUUGGUCAAAAACUAGCAAUGUUUUACUGUCCCCAAUGAGCAUUAUGGCUGCCUUUGCAAUGCUCUCCCGGGGGACCAGGGGGGGAACUCACAUACAGAUCCUGGAGGGCCUGAAGUUCAACCUCAGAGAGACCCCUGAAGCUCACGUCCACCAGUGCUUCCAGCUUCUCCUCCACAUCUUCCAGCAUCCUGACCACCAGCUCCAGCUGACCAUGGGCAGCAGCCUCUUUGUCAGAGAUAGUCUCAUGCUCCUUGAGCAGUUUGUGCAGGAUGUCAAGGAGCUGUACAACUCAGAUGUUAUCUCCAUCAGCUUCAGGGACACGCGAUUCGCCAGCAAACAGAUUAACUAUUAUGUGGAGAAGGAAACCCAUGGAGAAAUAGUGGAUUUGAUCAACGAUCUGGAGGAAGACACGGACUUCAUCCUGGUGAAUUAUAUUUCCUUGCAUGAAAAGUGGACUUCUCGGCUCCAGGCUGAAUACAUUGUGGAAGAAGACUUCUAUGUAGAUGAGGAGACAGCCGUCACGGUGCCCAUGAUCAUUCGCCUGGGUAUAUUUCUCCUGACCCGGGAUGAGGAGCUGUCCAGCUGGGUGCUGAUCCAGCACUCUGUGGGUGACGCCAUAGCCUUCUUCAUCCUGCCUGACACAGGGAAGAUGCAGGAGCUGGAGGAAGGCCUGACCCAGGAACACUUUAAUAAUAUUCUGGAAACUAUGGAUGAAAGAAAGGACACACGCUGGAUCCCAGCAGAACAUGAGAAAUGCUGGGAAUUUCCUUCCUGUUCUCUCACGCCUGCCAGGUCCGCCAGGAUACAUUUUCCCAGACUGUCCAUGUCCGCAACCUAUGAUCUGAGGAGCAUUCUGCGCACACUGGGCAUCACCAAGGUCUUCAGCCAGGAAGCCGACUUCUCAGGGGUCACGGAGGUGGCACCCGUCAGUCUCUCCACGGCUGUACAUAAGGCGGUGCUGAUCAUUGAUGAGAGAGGGGCAGAGACUGUACGGACCUCUCAUUCUGACGACAGGGCCUGGUCAGAGGCCCCCACCAUCAAGUUCAACAGGCCCUUCUUUCUCUUCAUCAGGGAGGAAAACACCAACAUUCCGCUCUUUGUUGGGAAAGUGCUGAAUCCCAUGCAGCAGUAGCUGCCUCAGUGCUCCUUGACCCCUCAGGAAGGUCUCCUUCCUGGGUGACAUUAAAGAGAUGCUGAUCUGGUCAC